GAGAAAACAAAAAGCUCAGUGAAGAAAGGAAGGGAAAUCUGCAGCAAGUCUGCAGCAGGUAUAUACAGCAGGCAGAGCGUUGUGUGUCCUCCACACCGCAGGGCUGGGGUCGGAGGUCAGCCCAUGACGAUCCAGAGAUUUCCCUUCAGAAACUGAGCUGGACAAGACCCAUAAACAUGUUGUGCUUUAAGCUCUGCCUGAUUGGAUUCAGCAUGCUGACAGCUGCAUCUGCAAGUCAUCAGGCUUUUACCAGCUCUGCAGAGAUGAACAUCUCAUCUUGCCCCAUCACCUACUAUGGUCAGAAAUAUGAAAAAGUAUAUGUGGGCUUCGAUGCAGACAGAUUUUCAGUUUGCUUUAAGGGUUUAUACCGACCGGGCAUCCAAAACGACUGCAUUCUGAUGUCCGGUGGAACGGCCGACAGGGGCGGCCUGUCUGUGCUCAGCAGAGAAAUACCAACUGGAUCCGGAGUUCACAAGCUUCUGCCAAACCUGAAAUAUGCUGGAAAAUGUGUGAAUGUAAUCCCACUGAAGGACAGUCAGCAGUCUCAGGUUGAACAGGUGGAACUGGGAAACUUUGGGGCACAAUCAAUCCUGGCAAUCAAGACAUAUUCUGGAUACACUGAUAUUAAUGUGGUGGCUGUGGCUCAGGUUAACGGACUCACCGUUUCUAAACAGACUUUCCAGACCUCUGAGACAAACAGCGGCGUUAUUACUGACGUGAGCGGAUGCAGAUUUUCAGGUCUGGUCUAUGAGACCAACACAACGGUGAACGACCCAAGAAUCUGUUCUACAGUAACCUGUGACGUUAACGGAGCUGCAACAGCUGUCAGUCACUGUGGCCCCAUGGAGCAUUGCCAGGGAGAUGGGAGCUGUGCCAUGAACGCUGUGUGUUCUGUAACCGGCUCUACUGUCAUAGGCUUCACUAGCAGACUUCAGUCUGUCCCUGACCGCUGUGGCUACUCUCUGCUGAGGUCCUCAUCUCUCCCAGGCCUCCAUGUGCUGGGAAUUUUUAAAGAAAGACAACGUAAAGAUCUGAGUUUUCUGGACCGUGUCGUCCUACAGCUGGACAGGGAAGGUGCUCAGAUUUCCUUAGAGCAAGGCAGCAAAGUUAAGGUAAAUGAUGUAUUCCUGACAGUACAUGCAACGCCCCAGAUAGUCCACAGUGUGGCGCUCACCAAGAGCCACACUGGUGUGUCUGCAAAGUUCGAAGCCGCCAACUACACAGUGUCUGUUGUCUUUGAUGGCAAUACUGCAGUAAUUCAUCUAACAGGAUCAAGUGGAGUUCCUAUGCAGGGUUUAUGUGGUGAUUCAAGCUCAACUGUAAACGAGCAAAAAUCAUCUGAAUACAGUGACACAGGCUGCCAGACACAAUAUGAAGAUGAUGCUGACAGUACAAGCAGCUGCAACACUACUGCAAAAUGGUGUAGUCUUCUGCAGGAGGGUUCCUUCACUGAGUGUAACUCAUAUGUUGACCCGGAGCCCUUCAUUCAGGCCUGCACUCAAACCCUGUGCAAAUACCCUGCAGUGGACGGCCUUCCAUGCAACUUUCUGAAGGGUUAUGCUGAGGUCUGCAAAUACAAAAGCAAUGUAACAGUGGAGGACUGGAGAUCACAUACCAGUUGUGCUGUUCCUCAGGCCACCUGCCAGGACAUGUUCUGCAGUUCACAUGAGUUCUGUGGUGUGGACAGCUCAAGCGGUGAGCCCCGCUGUCAUUGUAGGGCUCUUUUUGCAUCCAAGUACAAACCAACAAACUCCUUUGGUGAGCCGACUGUCUGCGCAGACAAAGCUGCUACAGUAACUCUGGCUAACUGCCUGCUAGAGGACAAAGGCAUCGACUACUCUGUCUUGCACCUCAACGACCAGUCCUGUAGAGGUCAACUGGACAACUUGACCCAUUUGGUGACAUUCAGUUUCAGCAGUCAGAAUACCUGUGGUACAGUGGUUCAGGCCAACAACAGCCAAAUUAUCUACAAGAACAUCAUCAUGACUCAGAAUAUCUCCAUGUUUGGAUUGAUCACCCGGCAUGACAAGGUGCACAUGGACUUCUCCUGUCAUUACAGCCAGCCAGACUUGAAGACACUGAGCAUCCGAUUCAGACAAAGCUCUGUGAUCCAGCACAUUUCUUCUGGUGAAUGGAAAUACAAUCUGACCAUGGAGGCCUACACCAACCACGACCUCACAAAACCCAUCGAUUCUGACGCAGACAUUGACCUGAACCAGAGACUCUGGGUAGAGCUGAAGACAUACGGACUGGAGGAAGACAGGGUUGCUGUGGUAACCGACUCCUGCUGGGCAACAGAUCAACCUUCGCCAACUGCAGGCCUAAGAUACAAUCUUAUUAUCAACGGCUGUCCUAAUCCCAAAGACCCAACAGUGGCAGUGGAAGGAAAUGGGCUGGGAACAUCAAAUGUUUUUUCGUUCAAUACUUUCCAGUUUACUGGCGGUAAUGGUAAUGUUUUCUUGCACUGCAAAGUAGAGCUGUGUGUCAGACAAGGGGACAACUGCAUCCAAAGGUGCGCUCAGACUGCGAGAGGCCGCAGAUCUGCCCGGCCAAAAUAUGAGAACGUAAACCCCGCCUUCAUCUCAGUGGCCUGGACUUAUUAGGAUUUCGUGGAGAAACAGACUGACAACCUCAGUCAAAGGAAUUCCUGAUGGGCUUUGAAACAAUGAAGAAUUCACCAGGGGCUCAUAAUGACUGUCUGCUGCGAUGUGGAAAAGACUCUUUCCUUUUAGUGAUGAAAGACUUACGUAUUUUUGGGAAGUGUCUCAUAUAGUCUGGUGGAGGAAACAUUAUAUUCAAUAACUAAUAGGACAGAACAAAUGUGAUAAAUUAUUAAAUUUUUAACAAACAACACUGCUUAGGAGGAUUGUGAAGCAUUUUCUGCUGUGUCAUUUUGACUCUGCUUCACCAAUUUAGCUCCAGCUCUCCAUUUUGUCUGCUCGCAUGCAGAAGUAGAGCAAACAUCUUAAAUGAAGCUCACAGCAUUAUUUGGUGAGAUAUUUUUGAAUAGCCCUCCAAACAUUAGAGAAAAAGAAGACAAAUGAAACUAUUUCUAACGAGUCACACAUCAGCUCUGUGAAGUUAUUUGGGGGAAAUAACAGAAAAAUUGACAUUAACAUCCCAGGGUCUGAUCUUAGAAUAUUCCACAAGGUGUUCUAAACUGCUUUGCAAAACAUGGAUGUGUUUCAUAUGAUCCCAUAAAGGAAGGUUGAGGGUGGGGGGAAUUCGUUUUUUAAAUGUUUUAUCUCCAGUAUCUCCUUGACUCUGUGAAAGGUUUCUGGCUACUAAUUUUUGUUAGAUAACAAGGCACAAUUGAAGCUUAGUCAUGGUGGUUUUGGUUAAUUGCAUGAAUACUCUCAGUAGUCCAGCUCCAUUGAUCUGUCUGAGACAACUUUUGUUAGCAUGAUAUGUGGAAUGUGCAGCAAAUAUAAUGUGAGGCACUUUCUCUGGGCUUUAGACCCAGAGCAUCCAGACAUGAUGGUGAUUGUAUCAUUUGGUGACGAUGCACUGGACUUAUUAGGUUGUCCUGCAGCUCAAAAUUGGCAAUGCUGGGGGAUAUUUAUCAUCUACUCUAUUAUUAUUAUUAGUAUUAUUAUUAGGUUUUUAAUCUCCAAAUAUUUGACAAGCCAGGUUUUCUGUCUUUGUAUCUAUACACCCCAUAUUGUGUCGGACGAAUUUCGUACUUCCAAAAAUCAGGUUAGUAAGUACUUAAUGAAACGUAAAAUACGUAAAUGAACAAAUCUGAACAAAGUUUUGAUCAUAUAAUGUCAGGCUGUUUAUGAAUAUUUGUAUAAAAUGCCUGAAAUUUGUUUUUUAGCACAUUAAUUGUACCACUAAGCAUGUGAUGUAAUCAUGGCAAACACCUUCAUACAGACAGAGUUUAACUGUUGAUCACUGUUAUUUCAGCUCAAGAGAUCCGCUGCAGGCAUUUAUCCAUAUCUUCAAUUUUUUUAGACUCUGUUUGGGUUUUGAAAAUGGAAUAAACUCUAAAUGAUCUGCAUGAAAUGUUUCUUAAGUGCAACUUCUGACAAUGUUUAACCACUGUUACCUAAUUUCUAUCUAUCAGUUGUCAAGCUAGCAUAGCUAACCUUCUUCCACUAUCAAAUUUUUUUGAAUUUAAACUUUUUCUUGUUCAUGUUGUUGUUGUCAUGAUCUAAUUGUUAUAGUGUUGACAAUUAGCAGCAAAACACAAUUUUUAUCACGCCCAUAUUAAAGAUGUAGUGCUUUAUGCUGACAACUUAAGAGCUAAAACAAAUAGUAGUCAUCAUCAACAAGCAGCUUUUUGCCCUCCAGCAAGAAGCUGAUAACUGUCUAUUAGUUAAAUUUGAUCUUUUCUAAAACUGAUUCUUGUAGUGUUGAUUUAGGAAAAUGAUUUACAUUAGUUAGCAUGACUAAAUUACUUCCUAAAGUUUAUUAGGAGUUUAAAUUGUUCCAUGUAUUGUAAUUUUAAACGCUUUUGUCCUAAGUAGAAUUUUCUUUCCUCUACUCCCCAGAUCACACAUGACCAAAUUAUAGAAAUUAAGAAAUGAUGCAAUCCAGCAACCUUUAUGACAGCCAAUAGCUAUAUUGGGAACGGUAUCUGUUGAUGCUGACAGGAUUUCUGGUACAUACUGCCAUGUGAAUACUUGUUCUUGUGAGUCCGAUGGUCUGCAGAGAUGCCUUCAUGUGGAUCCAAACACUGUGCCUAUGUUAACAUACAUUACCAGCAACAAUUCAUAGUCGCUAAACUCAUCCUAUUUUUCUUGAACCUUAAUAACAUUUUUGGUUUAGUUAUGAGAUUCAGAUUUCUUGUUUUUUAAGACCAUUUACAGAUUUAACAAAAUCAGUCAAUCAAUGCCGGUUUGAAUCCCCACUGUGUCUUUCUCAGUCGUUGUGCCCUUGGGCCGCCAUGCACCUGUGGUGCCGCUGCAUGGCUGUCAAACUGCCACAAUACACCUGAACCAAUAACUGGCUCAUUACCACCUCUUUGUCAAGCUUAACUCAUUUAAAACCUGCAGCGCAGUCGGGUUAGAAAUGGGGCUGUAAUGAUUCAUGACUCAUCAUUCAAGCAAUUUUAAAUUUAUUUAGACAUAUGAUCUCAAGACUUUGUUAAAUAAUAUUUUAUUAUUUAGUGCACUGUGUUCCAGUUAGUGAUGCUGGAACUACUUAACACUUAACCAGUGUUAAGUAGUUGGACUUGUAAAAGCAGUUGAUACUCCCAACUGGUACCACUUUUAUGAUGAACUUUCAUGCUGCGCUGUGUUGCGGUGCAACUCAAAGACUAAAUCAUACUUCAGACCAGGUGGUGGAGGUAGACCACCAAUACGUUGUUUGCUGAUUCUGAAAAAAAAAAAAAAAAAAACAGUAGAAGAAGAAGGGACACAUUAUAUGGUAGGAGGGGGCUAAAAUAUCCAUAGUUUGGAGCAGAGUUUGCAGUAGACUUUUUUGCUGACUGUAAUUUUGACUAACUACAUCAAAAACAAAAAACAAAAAUGUAAUAACAUCAUAUAUUUGCUUUUCAUUUUCAUUCUGUUGAAAAAAUAUUCAUCAAGCUGAAUAAAUAAU
Molecule: messenger RNA, 5544 nt
Organism: Gambusia affinis (western mosquitofish)
Lineage: Eukaryota; Metazoa; Chordata; Actinopteri; Cyprinodontiformes; Poeciliidae
Product: alpha-tectorin-like
Exons: 19
Coding region: 177-2603 (808 amino acids)
Source: RefSeq, a predicted model, not a curated record